Molecule: messenger RNA, 1290 nt
Organism: Panicum hallii
Lineage: Eukaryota; Viridiplantae; Streptophyta; Magnoliopsida; Poales; Poaceae
Exons: 4
Coding region: 1-1290 (429 amino acids)
Biological process (GO): signal transduction
Source: RefSeq, a predicted model, not a curated record
AUGGCGUCGUGCGGGCUGCAGCAGCAGAGGUCCAUGGCGGGCGGGCCGUCAGCCAUCGCGUCGCGGCUGAACGCGGCGGCGGAGGCGGCGGCGGGGGACGCGCCCGCGGCCGCGCGGUGGGCGGGGCGCGCCGACGAGGACGAGGCGGCGGCGGCGCCGCCGAGGACGUAUGACGUCUUCAUCAACCACCGCGGGGUCGACACGAAGCACAACGUGGCGCGCCUGCUGUACGACCGCCUCGAGCACCUCAGCGGCGGCCGGGUCCGCUCCUUCCUCGACAAGAAGUCGAUGCGCCCCGGGGACAGGCUCGAGGAGAGGAUCGACGAGGGCAUCAGGCAGUGCAAGGUCGCCGUCGCCAUCUUCUCCAGGCGCUACUUCGACUCCGAGUUCUGCCUCCGCGAGCUCGCCUCCAUCGUCGAGGCGCGCAAGCUCCUCAUCCCCAUCUUCUACGGCAUCAAGCCCUCCGAGCUCAUCCUGCCGCCGGCCGUGGAGGAGUCCAAAGACCACGCCCCCAGGGACAUCGAGCGCUUCCGCCUCGCUCUCCAAGAGGCCAAGUACACCGUCGGCCUCACCUACGACCCCGCCACAGGGGACUUGGCCGAGCUGGUGUAUACGGCAGCGAACGCGGUGAUGGACAGGAUCCAAGAAAUGGAUCACAGGGUGCCGCAGCGGCAGAUGAUCGUAUCCAGGCUUACGAGAAACGUGUCUCGGUACCGGGUGGAGUGCGUCGACGAGGAGAUGCCUGGCGGCGCCGCGAGGGCGGCGUACGACGUCUUCAUCAACCAUCGCGGGGUGGACACCAAGCACAACCUGGCGCGCCUGCUGUACGACCGGCUGCUGCAGCUCAGCGGCGGCCGGGUCCGCUCCUUCCUGGACAACAAGUCCAUGCGCCCGGGCGACAGGCUGGGCGCGAGCAUCGACGAGGGCAUCAGGCAGUGCAAGGUCGCCGUGGCCAUCUUCUCCAAGCACUACUUCGACUCGGACUACUGCCUCCACGAGCUCGCCUCCAUCGUCGAGGCGCGCAAGGUCAUCGUCCCCAUCUUCUACGGCAUCAAGCCCUCCGAGCUCGUCCUGCCGCAGGCCGUCGUCGACUGCGACGCCUACACCCCCCGCGACAUCGAGCGCUUCAGGCUCGCGCUCCGCGAGGCCAAGUACACCGUCGGGCUCGCCUGCGACCCCGUCACAGGUGACUUGGCCGAGCUGGUGAACACGGCAGCGGACGCGGUCAUGGAAAGGAUUCAAGCAACGAAGAGGGUGCCACGAAGUCUGAUGAUCGCCUCCAGGCUGUAA